UCCAAGUCCAAGUCCAAGUCCAAGUCCUCUCUCUCUCUCUCUCUACAGACGAUGCAAUACAACACAACGCACAACCUAUAGACGAGUGGAGUUGGAGCUUUUAUUAGGGUUUCUCUCUCGAUUGCUGGGGUGCGGGUGCAGGUGCAGUUGCAGCUCCUCUGGACGGUACAAAGCCUUCAUUCACAACGCCAGCCAAUGGGAAGCUUUCUUAACACGGCCGAUUAGUGAUGUCUGUUCUUCCCCUCUAGUAACCUUUUACUCAUCUUUCGAUCCUCUCCGCUUCUCAAGUGCCAAAUCUGAUUCAACCCAAUGGCGGAGGAAGAUAUUGUGGCGCCUCCACAUUCCGACCACAAGCGGAAGCUUGAAGAUCUCGAGCCCGAAGCUCCCCAGCCACCCACCUCUCCGAUGCCCGAGGAACCUAGUGAUGCCCACCAAGACACUGCAUUGGUGGCGGAGCCUCCAUCUUCUCCCGAUGUGAAGCGGCCUCGCCUUGACGAUGCUUCAGGUAAUGUGGCUAGUGAGAACGGACAUCAAGAUAAGAAGGCGGACGAGUCUUCUAACGGCGAGCAAGAAAAUGUAGAAAACAGCGGGGCUGAGGAUGCUGAUUCAAAUCCCAGAGAUAGUAAAGAUGCUUCAGAUGAUGGAGUGCCAGCUGCCGACAAUAAUGAUGUUGGUGACUUUGAACCUUCUGCCAUUAUAGGUUCCCAAACGGACAACACUGAAGAACCUCCCCUGGAAGAAGCGGAACCUGCUUCUGAUAAUGUUUUGCAACAAGCUAAUGCUUCUAUGCUUCAGCAGCAGGACCAUGAACCUAUCACCGAUUCUGGAACAAUUUCACGUAAAAUUGAAGUCCCAAAUGAUAAGGUUGGGGUUCUUAUCGGCAAGGGUGGAGAGACUGUGCGCUCGCUGCAGUCUAAUUCAGGGGCAAAAAUUCAGAUAGUGAGGGAUGCAGAUGCUGAUAUGGCAUGCUCGAUGAGGCCUGUUGAACUGAUUGGAAGUUUGGAAAGUAUUAGCAAAGCUGAGAAACUCAUAAGAGAUGUCAUAGCUGAGGCAGAUGCUGGUGGUUCCCCUUCUCUGGUAGCCAGAGGCUUUGGCAGCGGACAGAAUGCAGGUGCUGCUGAGCAAUUCGAGAUGAAAGUGCCAAAUGAAAAGGUUGGUUUAAUCAUUGGGCGAGGCGGUGAUACAAUCAAAGGUCUGCAGACCAAAUCUGGGGCCCGCAUCCAGUUGAUACCUCAACAACCUACUGGAGGAGAUGAAUCCAAGGAAAGAACCGUAAGGGUGACGGGCUAUAAGAGGCAAAUUGAUAUUGCUAUAGAGAUGAUAAAGGAUGUUAUGAAACAGCUUCCAAAACCGUCGCAUCUCUCUGGCAGUUAUCGUCAACAGGCUUAUCAAUCACGUGGCGGACCGCCAGCGCAGUGGGGUCCACCACGUGGUCCUCCUUAUCCCUCUCAGCCGAUGAUGGGAUAUGAUUAUCAGCAGCAGCGAGGAGGGCCAUAUCCCUCUCAGAAUCCACAGUAUCCUCCAUCCUAUAACCCCCCAGCACCCCCACAAUUGGGUCCUCGACAGAGUGGCUUUGGCUUUGGCUGGGACCAAAGGCCACCUCCUCAUGGUGGGAAUAACUAUGAUUUCUAUGGAGGGCAUGGGCCAAAUGCUCAGGCGCUUGGCUCUCAUUCUGGUCCUCCAAUUCAUGGGCAUGCUGCAGGCCCACCGCAACCACAGGCGAAUUACAAUUAUGGACCAUCGACCCAAGGUCCACCAGAGUAUGGGCAUUCAGCCCCAUAUUCAUCACAGCCUGUACCGACUCACCAGAGUUAUGGGCAUUCGGGAUAUGAAGCCAAGUAUGAGAGUGCUCCCCCAUCACAUAGUUAUGGAAGCUCUCAACCAGUUUACUCACAGGCUGCCCCACAAUCUGGGUAUUACACUCAACAACAGUAUGGUAAACCACCAGUAGCAGCAUCUUAUGGUAUGAAUCCCAAUCAUCCUCCUCAGUCGUAUGGAAACCCUAGGGGCAAUCAACCAGGAGGAGAUGCAAUGACAGGCUAUCAUCUGGGCUCCUCGAAUCAGUUAUAUGGAUCCCAACAACAGGUUUACCCAUCAUCGUACCCUGCAGUGACUGAGCAGCCUCCAAUGCAACAGCAGCAGCAGCAGACUAGUUAUCCUAUGUAUCCAACUGACGGGCAAGGGCAAGGUGGGGCUGCUGGCUAUGGCUCGUACCCUUCGUCCGUGCAACAAGCAGCAGGAUAUCCUACUACUGAGCAGCAAGCAACGGCGUAUCAUCAUCAAGCAGCAGCAACUCCUCAAGAUCCAGGUGCUGUAGCCGCCGCAGCAGCAUCCUAUACGCAGCUGCCGCAGCAGCAGCAGCAUCAACAACAGCAGGCGGGAUUCACUCAACAGCCUCCACCAGCAGCACAGGCCACCUCCUAUCCUUCUCAGUAUGACUCCACCACCCAACAGGCUUAUGGUGGGCCGCCUGCUGCCCGUUGAGGAGUGAGUGAUCAGAUGGAAAUUGUGGAAUCUCUAGUCUCUACUUAAAAAGAAAGUUGGUAUUAGUUAUAUCUGUUAGUCCAAUGUAUCAAAAAAUCCUUACAUAGCAAGCAAAUUUUUUUUUUUCCUUUCUUUCUUUCUUGGAAGGCUAGAAUGUUGGUGAUUUUGGGAUCUCAUCUUUAUCUCUUUACCCCAGCCAAUUUCGAUUUCUCUGUUGCUAUUCCUAUUACAACUCUUUGGUAAUCAAAACUUGUUUCUUUUUUGUUGGCAUUAA
Messenger RNA from Punica granatum (pomegranate), 2758 nucleotides. Lineage: Eukaryota; Viridiplantae; Streptophyta; Magnoliopsida; Myrtales; Lythraceae. The record is from RefSeq and is a predicted model, not a curated record.